Molecule: messenger RNA, 1704 nt
Organism: Clarias gariepinus (North African catfish)
Lineage: Eukaryota; Metazoa; Chordata; Actinopteri; Siluriformes; Clariidae
Gene: stx17
Product: syntaxin 17
Exons: 8
Coding region: 192-1082 (296 amino acids)
Biological process (GO): exocytosis; intracellular protein transport; vesicle fusion
Cellular component (GO): endomembrane system; SNARE complex; plasma membrane
Molecular function (GO): SNAP receptor activity; SNARE binding
Source: RefSeq, a predicted model, not a curated record
UUUUAGAGACGCACAAGGAAGACAAAGCGUUAUUUACAAACUGAAAGUUUUUGACGACGAGCAAAAUCAUAAAUCAGCUCUAAAGUUUUCGGCACCGAAACGGUUUUUUAGGGCAUCAAUCCUCAAGAGUCACACUAUUCCUAUAGGAUGAGUGUAUGGUUAAACCGGUGAGUUUUCAGUGAGGUUGAAGGAUGGUGGACGAGGGGGGCAAAAUGACGCUACGGCGUCUGGAAGUGCCAAUCCAUAAGUUCAUCAAAGUGGUCAUUCCCACUGACCUGGAGCGCCUUCAGAAGCACCAGCGUAACAUAGAAAAGUUCCACAGGAACAGCCAGUGGGACAAACUGCACCAAGAGCACAUCAACGCUAGUCGCACUGUGCAGCAGUUGCGCUCGAACCUUCACGAGAUGGACAAGUUGUGCCAGCGAGUCCGCAGCUCCGAAGCACCUGCGCUGGAGAAACUCGUCCAGCCAAUCCGAGAGCGCGCCUCAGUCGCAACUCAAGACUUCCUGCAGCUUCGUUCGGACACUGUCAAUCACCCAGGGCCACACCCACCUCAAACGUACAGCACGGACGCUCACACCGGCUCCGACUCAGCAUAUAGUGAAGAAGAUGUGGGCGGGGCUGAGUCACCUGUCACUCAAAUCCAAGAUUAUUUGCCCACCAUUCCAGCUGAACAGAACGCUGCAGAAUCUUGGGACACGUUAGAAGAGGACCUGCUGGAGCUCAAUGGGUUAGUGAAAGAGUUCUGCUCCCUCGUGCAUACACAGCAGGAGAAGAUCGACAGCAUCGAGGCCAACGUAACUGCGGCGGCGGUUAACGUGGAGGAGGGGACCCGCAGCCUGGGGAAGGCAGUGCGUUCAAGCCUGGCAGUGUUGCCUGUAGCAGGUGCAGUGGUUGGCACCGUCCUGGCCGGGCCACUCGGAUUGCUGGCGGGGUUUAAAGUGGCCGGCGUGGCAGCCGCAGUGGGAGGAGGCUUGCUGGGCUUCGCUGGAGGAAACCUCAUCCAGCGCAAGAAGAAAGAGAGAGUGGAGCUGCAGCUUCAACGACUCGACACUAAGCAGGAACACGAGCAUGCACAAUAACACACCUGCUCCUGACAGGGAGAGCGGAAUCCCGUACCGAGACACAUUUAAAUCGGAAACGACGCUGGUAUUUAUAACACACUUCUAUAGACUAUCACUGCUUAACGCUGUUGCCUUAAAUAGACUGUUUUUUGCAUCAAAACAACAAUUCCCAAAGAGUGUGUAAUAAUGUAAUGUUCUUGCGAUUACGAUGUGACCGUUCAUCAGAUGGUUAUGUGUGAGGGUUUAAGGUGUGGUUAAAAAAAAAAAGAAAAGAAAAAGGGGGGGGGUGUUUAAUUGAUGGAGCUGUGCCGGAGGUUACGAUAAUUAGACAAAUAAUCACAAAUAGGCCUGUCACUACUAUUACAUAAGAAUUUAGAAAUUAUUUUUGAGCGUCAUCAUUAAAUCAUUAGAUUCUAAAAUCAUAUGUACAGAAGCUCUAAAGCACAUUAAACAUUCUCAGCUUGUUGAUCACAUGAACAUCAUAUCUCUAUAACAAUACUCUUUUAAGUCACUAUUUUUGAUCUGUGUCGUGUCUACAAAUGUUUUGUUUUUUGUCUUGUAAUUUAGCCAUUUUUACUAAAAACCUGUACAUAAAGAAUUCUUGUAGAUAACUGUAAUACAGUUUUGGAUACCUCAGCAA